Molecule: messenger RNA, 1233 nt
Organism: Schistosoma margrebowiei
Lineage: Eukaryota; Metazoa; Platyhelminthes; Trematoda; Strigeidida; Schistosomatidae
Source: the annotation of a GenBank genome assembly
AUGACCACUAUAGAAAUGACUAGUACUAUGAUUCCUUUAAAUAAUACUGAAGCUACAAAUAUAACAUCGAAUUCAUCAUCAUUUGAAACAAAUCCAUUUGUAAUUGACUUAACUAAAUCAUUUCAUGUGAUCAAUAAACCAUUGGCUGUAUUUUUAUUUAUUUGUGUAUGUAUUGCUUGUUUAUUCUUUAUUAUUAUUAUCUUAUUAUGUAUACGUGCUUGUAUAAGACGUAAAUAUGUUCCAAAAGUAUUACGUAAACGUCCAAAAGGAAUAUAUAUUGAUGAAAUACCUGGUUUAACACAAAAUAAUGAACAAUAUAAAUAUGGAUCAAUUGAAUAUUCAUUAGAAUAUAAUAUAGAUCGUAAACAAUUAAAAGUUGGUGUAUUACAAGCGAAUAAUUUAAUUGGACCAAUUAGUUCUGAUUCAUUAGAUCCAUAUACAACAGUUACAUUAGCUAAAUAUGAUGGACAUAAUUUACGUAUUAUUGGUAAACAAGAAAGAACUAAUAUUGUAUUGAAUACAAAUCGACCAGUUUGGAAAAAAUCAUUUACAUAUGAUGUAGAAGAACAUGAUCUUAAUCAUACUGUCAUUAUAUAUGAAGUAUUCGCUCAUGAUAGUAUAUGUCAAGAUAUUAGUAUUGGUAAAUUAGAAAUAUAUCUUAAAGAUGAAGAUUAUAGUGAAUAUGCUGGAAAUAUUAUAGAACGAACUGGUUGGUUAACAGCUGGUACAAUUUAUAAAUUUGGUCUUGGUGAAUUAUGUAUUGGUGUAGGUUAUUAUCCAAAUAAUAAUUUACCACAUAUUGAUGUAUGUAUAUAUGAAUGUAGACAAUUAAAUCUAGAUGAUUAUUUACCUAAAUCAAAACAACGUGAAUUAGAUAUCUUAAUUAUAUUGAAACAUAAAAAGCAUAUUGUUUAUCGUCAAAAAACGCAUAAACGUAAAGAAUUAAUUAAUCCAUAUUUUAAUGAGAAAAUUAGUAUCCCUUUAAAGAAUAGCAAUGCUACUAUCAAUACUACUACUAAAACUACUAGUAGUAGUAGUAGUAUUAAUCAAAUUGAAAAUUUUCAUGUUUUCUGUCAAUUAAGACAUGUGAAUCGUUUACAUAUAAAAAAAGUAUUAGGUACUGUGCAUAUUGGAUUAGAUUCAUCACAAGCAAGUGGAAUAAAACAAUGGGAAGAAAUGAUUAAAAGUCCAUCAAAAAUACAUGUAAUGUGGCAUUCUAUUGUACCAGCAUAA